Molecule: messenger RNA, 615 nt
Organism: Fusarium pseudograminearum CS3096
Lineage: Eukaryota; Fungi; Ascomycota; Sordariomycetes; Hypocreales; Nectriaceae
Exons: 1
Coding region: 1-615 (204 amino acids)
Source: RefSeq, a predicted model, not a curated record
AUGUCCCAAAACGUUCUUGUUGCCCUCAUUGGCCUUGCCGCUAGUGUUCAGGCCAGCCCAUGCAAGCCUUCUUCAAUGACAACAGUAACCGGUACUGCUUCGACAGACACUUCUUUGGCUACUACUUCAACCGAUAUCCCUUCCACCACUGGUACUGUCACUUCUGGAGAGCUGGCCACCACCACCACUGAGGCCGCUCUCGCAACAACCACUACUACCGGCCCUAAACUCACCUACAACUGCCCCGGCGGUUUCCCAUCUCAUGCCUCAUGCGGUAUCCGUUACAACCAUAAUCGGUCCAAUGGGUAUAUAGUUGGAAGCGGUGGUGCAGGGUCCAUGGCCGCCAACUCACUCGAUAUAUGCAUGCAAGCCUGCGCUGAGCAUGCCAAUUGUGAUUUCUUUGCCUUUUGGCCCGGUCAGCUUUGUGAGCUUUGGUCCGGAAACUAUGAGUACGACAGCAGCGGCAAUAUGGGGGCGUCGAGCUGGUACGAGUUGAGCUGUUUCUGCGUCCCGGGGAGGGAGACGACGCCGACUGUGGCUACGACCACUGAGGCUACGACCACUGGCACAUCCGCGGAUACUGUGACCACGAUAGAACCAGCACCUACGGAUUAG